Molecule: messenger RNA, 1839 nt
Organism: Grus americana (Whooping crane)
Lineage: Eukaryota; Metazoa; Chordata; Aves; Gruiformes; Gruidae
Gene: IL22RA2
Product: interleukin 22 receptor subunit alpha 2
Exons: 7
Coding region: 711-1463 (250 amino acids)
Molecular function (GO): protein binding; interleukin-22 receptor activity
Source: RefSeq, a predicted model, not a curated record
GCCAGCAGGCUCCCAGCUCCCUCCAGCGACACCGCAUUUGCUGCCAGUGACUGACUCGGCUGAGCUUUCCAUACAUCCCAGGAGCAUGACACCUGGCUCCCACUGGGCAGUCGUUGACGUGGCAUUGAAAUGUUUACAAACACAAAGCGGGAUCGCUUUUGCCGGGGAGCCCCGGCGUCCCCAGCCCCGGGGUCAGGCUCGCAGGGAUGUGCGUAUUGGAAAGGCAGGAUUCGGAGGACAGUGGCGCCAAAUGCCAAUAUUUGUGCAGACGGCGUCACGGCACACCCGCACCAGUCGGGGCCUGGCAGUCUGAAAGUCCAACGCAGAGUGGCACUUUGGCCAGAUGGGCUGGGCUCGCCUCUCCGUUCCCUGUCUAGAGGCUGGCAGUGCUGCAGCUGCCCCAGCCUCCCAGCAUCUCUCCAGCAGCCAGCGUGGUGAUGUGGACACGCCGUCCAGCAGCACGGCUAGCAGCGAUUUCACAGCCCCUCCUUCCUCCGAUGAUAUAUGCCUAGAUGACUUCCUGCCGCCAACACACCUGCAAACUCCAUCUGCUUGCAUUCGACCCGAGGACAGGCCAUCAAAUCAGAUGACAUCCCAUGGCUAACUUAAACCAAAGCCAAACAGGGGAUUUUGGAAACCGCUGAAAAUAAGGGGAACUCUGGAGUGUUUAACAAUUACUUCCUCAUAAGACAUGCCCAAGAGGAAGAGAGAUGCUCUUCAGUCAUGGAGCUGCUCUCCUAAGCAUGAGGGGGAUCACGCUUUCCUCCCUCUGCUUACUGAUGCACCUGCUUCAGGAUGAGAUAACCACAAUUUUAGUUUUGGAAAAUCAAGACCUGAAAGAUUUGAUUAAGCCGCAGAACGUAGAGUUUCGUUCGUUAAACUUCAACAGCACUUUGCAUUGGCAGCCUGGGACGGCUGGAGAGGCAAGAGACACGGUCUACUUUGUGCAGUAUAAAGUGUAUGGGCAGAGUACGUGGCAAAACAAAGACGAAUGCUGGGGGAUUCAAAACCAUAUCUGUGACCUAACAAAUGAGACCUCUGACAUCCAAGAGCCUUACUACGGCAGAGUGAAAGCCGCGUCGGCUGGCAUCUAUUCUGACUGGAGCCUCAGCUGCAGAUUCACUCCCUGGCAAGAAACUAUGAUAGGACCUCCGAUGGUAACUGUGGUUCAUAGCAACAAAUCCAUAAUACUAAAGCUCCAGGCUCCACGUUCUCCUUAUAAAAGGAAGAGAGGCAGCAUGGUACCGAUGACAAAUUAUUAUGAUCUGCUAUAUCAAGUCUUCAUAAUUAACAACUUGCUAGAUGAGCAACACAGAGCCCUGGUGUAUGAAGGAAAAGACAAGGUUAUUAAAAUAGAAGAUUUGAGGCCCGGAGUCAGUUACUGCAUUGUGGCUAAAACGUACGUGCCAAUGCUGGACCGCAGCAGUGCCUACAGCAGCAGGCAAUGCACCAUGCUGCAGUGACAGGGCUGGCACCUCUGCAACAGUUACAGGGAUAAUGGUGGAAGAUGCCUCCCAUCACAGAUCCAGCUGUAAAUCAACAUCUAUGAUCUGUGUCUGGAAUACAUACUUGGAUGCUUUUUAAAUUGACCUUUGCUACAUUUAAGGAUUUGAAUCAUCACAAUGAUUUUAUGCAACAUAAAGGCCAAGAAUUCUUUCUAUGUCCUAUAUUACAAUUUACAAUGGUAUAUAUUUGCAUUUACAAAGGAAACAGUCUUGUAAUAUGAAAAAAAACCCCACAAACCCAAAAAACCACAAAACAUGCAAAAAGCACUUGUGAAAAUAUCCUUAAGAUUGUUUCUAGUGUUUUUCUAUUAUAAGCCUUGGAAUUAAAAUACAA